AUGGAAGCUAAGGACGACUGCACAGUCAUGAACGAGGCAGACAAGGUUGCAGCGUCGCUCGAGGAGCUCGCUGCGCACGAACCGAUAGGAACCCUGCUCCUUCGGCGGGCACUAGCGGCAGAUGAGGCGGUUUCGCACCUACAUGAGUACGCUGGAGGCUCUGUAUAUCUCGAGCGACUUCAUGCGCGAACAAUGGUGGUGUACUUGAGGGAUCGUUUCCGAUUAAAUCCACUUUUCGAAAGUUCAGACCAGGUUCUCGAAGUGGCGAAUGUCAUCCAUUCAUCGCAUCCGCGCUCAUUCGAGAAGUGUCAGGAUCUGUUCCAGCGGUUUAUGUUGGAACUACUCACCCAAUAUGUGCUCAUGGACGCAAUGGAGCGGUUGCAAAACCGUGGAACCUGGCAGGUAGACCUGGAACCUUUAGAAGAACUCGUGCAGGAGGAUCCAUCGUACGCAUCCGGUCUGGCGCGUGUGAGAUUGCACGAGUUGGAAGCGAUAUUCGCGAAAAAGCAUAGUCCGCUUUCGCAAAAGUCUUCCUCGAAGGCGAAGAAAUCGUCGGCUUCUGCCAACAAGUAUCUUGGUCUGGAUCAGCGACAGCUGGCGACAUCGCUUUUUCCAGAGGACCGCCUGCUCCCAAUGGCCACGGAGUAUGUGGAAGCGCUUCUUGAAUGGCUUGGAAAGCCACCGUUGACUGCAGCGCUGGAAGCGCUUGCGAUGCUCGAAAGGCACAACGCUGCGAAUCCGCAUGGGCAUGAAGCCGCAUCUCCGUCGAGACUCGAUUCCGAAGCACUCUCUGAGACGACUGCACGGCCGCAGAGGACGCAAACCGGGAAUGAGAACCUUUCGCGAUCACCGGGAAAAAGAGCGGAAAUACGACCUGCCCCAGUAGCUGUUGCAGUUGGUGAGCAAGCGGCACAGACCACCGCGCUCGCGACCAAGAAGAGCGCUUCGAGGUCGCAAACGUCGACGCCGCCAGCCAGCGCUGCGGUACCACCAGCACCUCGUGGAACAAAACACGCUGAAUCUGCGCUGGAUGAAGCGUUUGCGCAGCAUGGGCGCACAGGAUCGUCAACGCGGGUUCAGGAAGCGUCGUCGACGGUGGAUCAACAGCAAACCGAGCAUGUGAAGUCGAGAACGCGAGUUCCGACACCAGCCGCGGACCAAGACCGGGAACCUGCUGCGAAACAGGUGGAUCCGACAGAUGAUGCCAUUGCGGAGGCCUUGCGAUACAACGCACCAGAUGAAAAAAGGCAGAGAGGAAAAGCCGCACCCCGUCUGCCUGCUGCAAAAGGGGCGCGCUUAUUCCGACACCCUUCAUCACUGACCACGAAUGAAUAUGUCGCUACACAGGAGAAGGUAUCGGAGCACAAACGGCGGAAACGUGUGCAUGAGCCUGUUGCGCCGGCAUUCGAGUCAGAUGCGGGCGGGAGACAGCCAGCUCGUCCUACGUCGCAGCCACAGGCACCUAUGACGCGACCUGGUUCCCCGCAGCCAACGAAGCCGGCGACCAGAGGCGGUCAUGAACUUCCUUUAUCAAAUGAGGGCGGCAUCAAGCUCGGCCCCCUCGUUCGAUACACCCCCGAAGAGGACGAGGCGCUACUUGACGGCAUUCGGGCCUGUGGCGUGGGCCACUGGCGACUCAUCCUGAAUCGUAUUCAGGACCGGCUACAGGAACCGCAUCGGAGCUACCAGUCCGUUCGGAAACGAGCGGAGCAGCUGAUAUCCCAGAUUGGGACCCUCCCGGAGCCACCACCGCCUUUGAACAGCUUUGCCAAAGUCCACUUCACAGCCGAAGAAGAUGCCGAACUGCGAAAGGGGAUCGAUCUCUUCGGCUACGGCUCGUGGUCGCGUAUUCUCAAACACGGUCGUUUUCACCCAAAAAGAACCGCGGAGUCGCUAAAAUCACGCGCUCGGGUUCUGAAGCUCAAUCGUCUGCUCUAG
Molecule: messenger RNA, 1938 nt
Organism: Cyanidioschyzon merolae strain 10D
Lineage: Eukaryota; Rhodophyta; Bangiophyceae; Cyanidiales; Cyanidiaceae
Product: MYB-related protein
Exons: 1
Coding region: 1-1938 (645 amino acids)
Source: RefSeq, a predicted model, not a curated record